AUGCUGUGGAGCUGCGUCUCCCGACUGCCGACGCCGGGAGUCCUCUGCUGCCCGCUGGGAGGCGCGUCCCCGCUGGCGAGGGACUGGUGGCCACUGCCUAGGUCAUAUUCAUCAGAGGUUGUUCACAUGGACCAUUCUCUCCCCAACCCCAGCUGGAGCUAGGACAUGAGACUCAUUUUUGACCAGUACAUGACCAGCCAUCAUGAAGAUGGCUCUUGGAAACAUUUGCCUUCAUAUAAAUUUACAUCUUCUAAAAGGCUUGAAGAGGUCAAAAUCUUUUUUCCUGAUGUAAAGCCUGUGAAAGAAGAACCAUUGUCACAGACUCGGCUCUUUCCCAGAAGCCUUGAGGAAGGUCUGGGGUUUGAAUAUGCGAUGUUCCAUAAUCAUGUUGAAAACAGGACAGUUUGCAUAUUGCAAGGAGGUCCUUACCUGCAAGGAAUACCUGGAUUCCUUCACAGAGGUGCCAUUGCAACCAUGAUUGAUUCUACUGUUGGUAUGUGUGCAGUUUUAACUGGGGGAUCUGUCAUGACUGCCAAUCUCAACAUCAAUUUUAGAAGGCCUAUCCCCCUUUGUUCUGUUGUUGUGAUAAAUAGCCAGCUUGAUAAAAUUGAAGGAAGGAAACUGUUUGUUUCCUGUAAUGUCCAAAGUGUGGAUGAAAAGAUUCUAUACUCUGAGGCAACAAGCUUAUUUGUAAAACUGGAUCCUAAAAAAAGUUCGCCAUAAAAGUUUCUGGUGCAUUCUGCACCAACCUGCACUGGGAUCUCCUUCCCUCCAGAAGAAGCUGGUGUCUC
Neogale vison (American mink) is the source of this 791-nucleotide messenger RNA. Its product is annotated as acyl-coenzyme A thioesterase THEM4-like. NCBI's taxonomy places the organism in Eukaryota, Metazoa, Chordata, Mammalia, Carnivora, Mustelidae. The record is from RefSeq and is a predicted model, not a curated record.